AUGCGAGCAUCUCAGAUCGCAACCAUCACAGCCGCAUCCCUCCUCACCGCAGGGAUCGGCUACGCAUUCUACUUCGACUACAAGCGUCAGAACGACCCUCAAUUCCGCAAGCAGCUCAAGAAGGAGUCAAAGAAGACGUCCAAGGCUCAGAAGAGGGACACCGAGGCUUACAAAAAGAAGGUACAGCAAGCUGUAGAGGAGGUGCUAAAGGAGGUCAAUGCACCAGGCGCUUUGCCUACUGACCCUGCUCUGAGGGAGAAGUUCUUCAUGGAGUCUGUCACAGCCGGAGAAACACUGAUCACUCUCGGACCCUCGCAACACCUUGCCGCCGCUGCCGCCUUCUUCAAGGCAGUCAAGGUGUACCCCUCUCCCGUCGAGCUCAUCAUGAUCUACCAAAAGGCCACUCCCGAGCCCGUCUUCAAUCUCAUCAUGGAGAUGGUCGGCAAGGACGCCGAGCUGGGAGGAGCUUCAGGAGGACCCGGUGCACAGUCGCAGAACCCUCUCGGCGCUCUGUCUGGCCUGGCUCGUGAGGCACCUAAUGCCGCAUCUGCCUCUAAUCUGGAUGAAGUCGACGACGAGCCUACACCCACCAAUGGCGCUUCUUCCAGCUCUGCAGACCCUGCAUACACAGUAGGCGAGGAGCGUGCGACUACGGAGAGCGCUUCGGGUCCUUCUUCCCAAGCCUCUUCACAAGAGUGGGACAAGCUCUCGGGAGCUUCCCUCGGACCCUCCCCUCCAGCUGAUAGCGAGAGCACCGUCCAACUCUCGUCCUCUGCCAAUGCAUCCGAAUCAACUGCAACAGAGGGAGCAGGCGAAGAGACGCAAGACUCCGGUACUCCCUCGGCAGAAGAACCCCCUUCUGUCCUUCCCACUCAGGAAGCGGCUGCCGCCCAGACUGAGACUGAGACGGGAGCUGGUGCCACUACAGAGGAGACGGCUGCGUCUACUGCUUCGCCUUUCAACUUUGCUGCUGGAUCUUACACCCCUUCGCCCGUGUUCAAGGAGGGGGACAAGGCAGAGGAGGAGGAGGGAGCUGCUGCUGAGGAACAGAAGUAG
This is a messenger RNA of Microstroma glucosiphilum, 1056 nucleotides long. Its product is annotated as MAS20-domain-containing protein. Gene Ontology annotation, biological process: protein targeting; protein import into mitochondrial matrix; tRNA import into mitochondrion. Bases 1 to 1056 code for a protein of 351 amino acids. Lineage: Eukaryota; Fungi; Basidiomycota; Exobasidiomycetes; Microstromatales; Microstromataceae. The transcript is spliced from 2 exons. Gene Ontology annotation, molecular function: transmembrane protein transporter activity. The record is from RefSeq and is a predicted model, not a curated record. Gene Ontology annotation, cellular component: mitochondrial outer membrane; mitochondrial outer membrane translocase complex.